Helianthus annuus (common sunflower) is the source of this 1042-nucleotide messenger RNA. RefSeq names its product universal stress protein PHOS34. NCBI's taxonomy places the organism in Eukaryota, Viridiplantae, Streptophyta, Magnoliopsida, Asterales, Asteraceae. The record is from RefSeq and is a predicted model, not a curated record. The coding region runs from base 296 to 802 and encodes 168 amino acids. The transcript has 4 exons.
AAUGUGCACGACUUGAAUCCCGUGUCCGUAUCCAAUUUCCAAACGAACUCUCUGGUGGAUCUACGUACGUAUCACGGAUCUCCACUGAAAGUGUCGUCUGGGUCCUACUCUCAUUUUCAACUAACGGCGUUAGUCUUCGUUUAAUUAUUUGUUUUUCCUUUUUCGUCUUUUUCUGGAAUAAGUUUCCUCUUGCUUGUUCUAGAAUUCCGGUGUGCGUAUAUACACAUUAUAAUUUUAUUUAUACAUAUAUUCAUCGUCAACUACUACACAUACUGCAAACGAAGAAGCAAAAUCAAUGGCGAACACGGAAACAGAAACAGAAAAGAAACCGGUGAUGAUCGUGGGAAUCGAUGACAGCGAUCACAGUUUUUACGCACUUGAAUGGACUCUGGAUCACUUUCUAGCACCUUCUGCUCCCAACACUCCCUUCAAGCUAAUCGUUGUUCAUUCCAAACCUUCCCCUACUUCCGCUGUAGGUUUCGCCGGUCCUGGUGCGGCUGAUGUGUAUCCGUUUGUUGAUUCGGAUUUGAAGAAGAUCGCUGCGAGAGUAGCGGAAAAGGCGAAGGAGCUCUGUCAUUCGAAAUCGGUGGAUGAUGUGCUUGUUGAAGUUGUGGAAGGUGAUGCUAGGAAUGUUCUAUGUGAAGCUGUAGACAGGCACCAUGCUACUAUGUUGGUGGUUGGUAGCCAUGGUUAUGGAGCAAUCAAAAGGGCGGUUUUGGGGAGUGUAAGUGACUAUGUUACUCAUCAUGCGCACUGCACCGUGAUGAUUGUGAAGAAGCCGAAGACCAAACACUCUGGUUAGCUUUAACCCGAGUAAGCGACGAUGAUUGUUUUCACUAUUUAUAUUCUUCCUAGUCUUGGCUUUAGAAGGUUAAGACAUGAUUGGCUUGUGUCAACUGCCUGCAAUUUGAAACUACUUUGAUCUUUGUUGCAAUAUAUUUGUGUGUGUGUUUAUCAGAAAUGUAUGAUCAUAUUAUGGAUUAAUCCAUUUUUAGUUGUAUAAAAAAUGAUGCCAAUAUGAUUUGGAUCUUGUGGAGAGCAA